Prorocentrum cordatum is the source of this 198-nucleotide messenger RNA. The record is from the annotation of a GenBank genome assembly. NCBI's taxonomy places the organism in Eukaryota, Dinophyceae, Prorocentrales, Prorocentraceae.
GUUCAGCGGGGGCAGCACCACCGUCGCGGCGAUGCUGGAGCGCCUUCGGCGCGAGAUCGACAGCCUGCUGCUCGAGAAGGUCGAGGAGCCCGGCCGGCAGAUCGGCGAGAGCCCCGUGGCACGCUGCGUCGUCAGCCUGCUGCGCACGGAGCGGCCCUCGCCAAGGACGUCUUCGUGCCCGCGCGAACCCCGGUGCAG